UCGAAAACAGCUGAUUGACCAUUCAAAGCUAUAUAAUAAUGCAAUAAGUGAAGAAAAAAAAAAAACUGAAGAAAUCUUUAAAAAUUGUGAAAUAUUUAUAUUGACUCAUUAAUCAUAUUUGGAAUAUUGUAGAUAACAAAAUGCACGAGACAUUUUUGGAAUAGAACUCAAACAAGACGUUCAUUAAUUCUGAAAAGAAGAAGUGAAAAUUCGAGAAGUUGGAAAGUUUAUCAGUUCACAAAACGAACAAAAUAUUUUACUCAAUUUUGUUAUUAUCAAGCUAGCUGUAACGCAAUUAAACUUUAAUAUAAAAUGGCAUCCAAAGAAUCAAAUGUUGAUGAAAAUGUGGAUUCAGGAAAAUUAUUAAAGCACUGGUUCUACGAGCACUUGAUAGAUGGCAAAACACGUUGGACCCCAUUCAACUUUAUUGAUUCAAAAGCUAUUGAAGAAGCCUUUUUGAGUGGAAAGGAACAGCAAAUCGCAACUGAUGGUGGUCGCUUUGAAGUAAAUAUAGUUGAAAGAACACGACAACCUGUAUAUUGGACGGCAGAAUCGACUUCAGUCAGAAGAUGUUCAUGGUUUUAUAAAAUGGAUUCACGUUGGAUUCCUUACGAAGAAGAAAUUUCUGAGCAGUUGGAGAUUGGAUAUCAAGAAGCUCUAAUUACUAAAGAAUGGCAUCGAAGAAUCGAUUUGCCAAACAGCGAGCAAGUUGUGUUUCAUGAUUCAAAUGUAAUGGUUCAUUUUCAGCAACAGUCUAAUUCAGACUCUUGGGGAUCACCGACCAAUUCUAUUACAAAACCAAGAGUUGUCAAAAGAGGUAUCGAUGAUUUUCAUAUUGAUGAAGGAGAUAGUGAUCAAAUUGAUCAUUUACUAUUCAUGGUUCACGGCAUUGGAAGUGUUUGUGAUUUAAAAUUCCGAACAGUUGAACAAGUUGUUGAUGAAUUUCGUAUGAUUGCACAGCAAUUAGUACAGGCACAUUAUAGAACAGCUUAUGAUGAAGGCAAAAUAGGACGAGUUGAAGUUUUACCAGUAAGUUGGUAUAAAGCAUUACAUUCUGACGAUUCUGGAAUUGAUCAAAAGUUAAAGUCAAUAACUUUAGAUUCUAUACCACGAUUGAGAAAUUUCACAAAUGAAACUUUAUUGGAUGUCCUCUUCUAUACAUCUCCAGUUUUUUCUCAAGGAAUCGUUGAUACAGUCGCUAAUGCACUGAAUAAAAAGUACUCAAUGUUCUUAAAAAGAAAUAAGAAUUUCAAAGGUCGAGUUUCUCUUGCUGGACAUUCUCUAGGAUCACUUAUAUUAUUUGAUCUAUUAUGUCAUCAAAAGCCAACUGAAUUGAAUGGAGAAAAUUUAGAGAAUCCUGACGAACUCGGAACUCCAUCGAGACUGAAAAAAAUUUCACUACAUCAGCCAAUAACGCGAACACAUUCAAAAGCCAUUGAUUAUAACUUUGGGUUAUCAGGAACAGGUCAGCCAUUGAUGACAUAUAAACAAUUAAUUUUUGAGCCUAAGCACUUCUUUGCACUUGGAUCGCCAAUCGGAAUGUUCGUAACAAUCAGAGGCAUUGAUAAACUGGGACUUGAUUUCAGCCUACCAACAUGUGAUCAUUUCUUUAACAUUUUUCAUCCAUUUGAUCCCGUCGCAUAUCGAAUUGAGGCUCUUGUUAAUCCAAGUUUGGCAAGUGUAUCACCAGUUUUAAUUCCACAUCAUAAAGGACGAAAGCGCAUGCAUCUUGAAUUAAAAGAAACAUUUCAACAAGUUUCUGCGGACUUAAAAACGAAAUUAAUGUCUUCUGUAAAGAAUGUAACGGAAACGGUUUGUGCUCUAAAUCCAUUGAACAAAAAUAUAAAUCAAAAGGCAAUUGAAAAGGAAGUUGAUCAAGUUUUGAAUAAGCAGUUGAGCUCAGAAACGGGUGUCGAGAAAGAUGAAUCUCCAAAAGAAUCACCUUCUACAGAAAAACUCUUUAAUAUGGGUUUAUUGAAUCAAGGAAGGCGAUUUGAUUAUGUCUUACAAGAAGCUCCACUUGAAUUUUUCAAUGAAUACUUAUUUGCACUUGCUUCACAUGUAGUUUAUUGGGAUUCGGCAGAUACAAUCUUAUUCAUUGUAAAGGAGAUGUAUAGUUCAAUGGGAAUCGAGGCUGAUAAAGAAAUUCCACAGCACACAUUGAAAUUUGAAAGACCUUCAUCAUCAACAGAUUUAGUUGUACCUUCUUCUUCAGACUCUUUAAGAGGAUAACUAUGGGAUAAAUUUUCAAAUUUUAAUGUAUUGAAGCUCGCGUUUCGAAUAUAUUUCUGCUAUCUAUGCAAAAUGAAAGCUUUAAAGAACUCUCCUGAAAGCGACUAAACAUUCUAAGAACAUCAGAUAUCAAACGACAGGUUGUGCAUGACUUUGUUUGAACCAAAAACAAAAUAUCAUCUUAUUCCAUAAAUUAUUGCUUGUAAUUAUAUACAUUUGUUGUGAAUUUUGUGUGAUUCAUCAUUUAUUUAAAUUUGAAAUAAAUAUUUACUUCCAAUUAAAAUUUUAUAAAAUUAACGCUGACGGAGAUGG
Molecule: messenger RNA, 2544 nt
Organism: Chironomus riparius
Lineage: Eukaryota; Metazoa; Arthropoda; Insecta; Diptera; Chironomidae
Source: the annotation of a GenBank genome assembly